This is a messenger RNA of Triticum turgidum subsp. durum (durum wheat), 519 nucleotides long. Lineage: Eukaryota; Viridiplantae; Streptophyta; Magnoliopsida; Poales; Poaceae. The record is from the annotation of a GenBank genome assembly.
AUGCCUAAGGACAUGUCCCUCCACCCCGCCGUGGUCUGCUUCAUCGCCUGGAACCACGAGACCAAGAUGGAGAGCCCCACAUCGUGGGGAUCGAGCUCUCCUUCGUCCUUCGGACGUCGUCAUUCGUUAAUGACUCCGGCGCUGUCGAUCCUCCCAGAGCCCGCCUUUGCACCCCUACGGGAUCUCAGUGAGCCGCCCGUCCAAUCCCACUGUCCCUCCCCUUCGUUUGCAUGCCGUAGGCCGCCAUCACCGUCGUGCUCGAACUCCCGUGUACGCGUACAUGCGUGCAGCUACUGCGCUGCUUUGCUUGCGACGCUGCUGCUGCUGUGGCCCGCGCCUGCCGCUGCCGCCCAGUCCUCGCGCCGGCCGUGCCCGAGCCACCCCCGCGCUUGCUCGGCUGCUGCUGAUGCUUUACUGUUGUUGCGUCCUCGCUGCUCGCCCCUGAUGGCACAGCGUGCCGCUUCCUGCUCACCCACGGCUGUGCCUGCUACUGUCGGCCAGCCUCACCGCACCCAUUGA